GUGCAAAGCUCACACAAAUGGAGAAGCAGAGGCAGCAGUAGCUAGGGCUCAGAUAUUUUCUCCCCCCUCCUCCCUCUCUUUGAGUGUAAUUUUAGAUUGAGAUUCAGCUUAAAUCCAAGGGGAAAACACUUUAUAAGGCUGAAAGCUGUAUAGUUGCAACAGCCAAGGUUAUGGGCUAUCAAAUGCAAUUACAUUAAAACAGAUUAUACUGUGCAAAUUGAACCAUUUAGAAGGUGAGAACCAAAGAAACAGCUCUGAUCCCCCCCUUUUUUCUAAAUUGCAGUUUUAGUUCCUUGCAAUUCCAAGGUACGAAAGUAGGUGAGACUGCUUUUGUAUCUGCAAAGUGCUUCAUUUUUGAAGGUAAUUCUAACUGAGUGCAAUCUAGGUUAAAAGCUGGACAACUGGAUAAUUAGAGCUCUCUCACUGCUAGAGGACAAUCAGCCGUACGUGGCAGCUCAUCUUGGCUCCCACGUAGACUAGCUCUUUUCUGCCUUGAGUGGAGGCUAUUGGAGACAGAGCAUCUGCACCCCGACUUCCUCUGAACCCUGAGAUGAUGGUGCUGGACAAGGAGGACGGUGUGCCAAUGUUAUCCGUCCAGCCGAAAGGGAAGCAAAAGGGCUGCGCUGGCUGCAACCGGAAGAUUAAGGACCGAUACCUUUUGAAGGCCUUGGAUAAGUACUGGCAUGAAGAUUGUCUAAAGUGCGCCUGCUGCGACUGUCGCCUGGGAGAGGUUGGAUCAACACUUUACACAAAGGCAAAUCUCAUUCUCUGCCGCAGAGAUUACCUGAGGCUCUUUGGGACCACGGGGAAUUGUGCUGCCUGCAGUAAGCUGAUCCCUGCCUUUGAGAUGGUGAUGAGGGCCAGAGAUAAUGUUUACCAUUUGGACUGCUUUGCCUGCCAGCUUUGCAACCAGAGAUUUUGCGUGGGAGACAAAUUUUUCCUGAAGAACAACAUGAUCUUGUGUCAGAUGGACUAUGAGGAGGGGCAGCUGAACGGGAGCUUUGAGCCCCAAGUUCAAUAACAAACCCUGCUUUGCUGAAACACUGUGGGAUGGACGUUCAGCCGCACUAGCAGUGAAGGGCGUCUGUCAGCUUGCCUGCAAUAUUUUUUUAAUUCUCGGUCCACAAAGGACUCUAUACAUUGUAGUAUUUUCCCCCCUCCCCACAACACAAAGCAGUUACAAUUUUAGAUGUACAGUUGUGCCUGCUUAGCUGAGCACUGCAUUGCCUGUAUGUUCGUGAGUUUUUGGGGGGGGAAUAUUUGGGGGAGGGCUCUGUACAGUCUGUUUUUUCUGUAUAUAAACUGGAACAUUUAUUUUAUGAAAAAUGUAAUGCAAUUUUAUUACAGGUGUGAAUUAAAAAAAAUAUGAAUGUU
Molecule: messenger RNA, 1374 nt
Organism: Lacerta agilis (Sand lizard)
Lineage: Eukaryota; Metazoa; Chordata; Lepidosauria; Squamata; Lacertidae
Gene: LMO1
Product: LIM domain only 1
Exons: 4
Coding region: 551-1021 (156 amino acids)
Biological process (GO): positive regulation of transcription by RNA polymerase II
Cellular component (GO): nucleus
Molecular function (GO): transcription coactivator activity; DNA-binding transcription factor binding
Source: RefSeq, a predicted model, not a curated record